Molecule: messenger RNA, 3725 nt
Organism: Lagopus muta (rock ptarmigan)
Lineage: Eukaryota; Metazoa; Chordata; Aves; Galliformes; Phasianidae
Gene: INPPL1
Product: inositol polyphosphate phosphatase like 1
Biological process (GO): phosphatidylinositol dephosphorylation
Molecular function (GO): phosphatase activity; protein binding
Source: RefSeq, a predicted model, not a curated record
UCAACCCCAACCCCAACCCCCUCCCGCUCUCCGUCUCCCCGCCCCGCGCCGCACCGCACGCCCAUCCCGCAGCAUGGCGGGCGCGGGGGGUCCGGGGGGGUCCGCGCCUCCUUGGUAUCACCGCGAUCUGAGCCGGGCGGCCGCCGAGGAACUGCUGGCGAGGGCGGGGAGGGACGGAGGCUUCCUGGUGCGGGACAGCGAGAGCGUGCCUGGGGCCUAUGCGUUGUGUCUGCUGUUCCAGAAGCACGUCCACACCUACCGCAUCCUGCCUGACGAGGAGGAUUUCUUGGCAGUGCAGACAUCGCAGGGAGUGCAGGUGAGGCGCUUCAAGACGCUGAGCGAGCUGAUCUCGCUGUACCUGCAGCCCAACCAAGGGCUGGUGUGCACCCUGCUCUUCCCAGUCGAGAGGGAGAAGGAGAAGGAGGGCGCAGAGGACAGGGAUUACUCGGAUGGCGAGGAUGAGAAGCCUCCUCUCCCCCCGCGCUCCAGCACCAGCAGCUUCUCAGGGUCUUCCGUGGGGCUCAGCCCCAGCAGCCCAGGGCCGGCAGCGGCUGAUGGGGCAGCGGAGAGCACCAACGGCCUGGCCAGCAUCUCCCACGAGUACCUGAAGGGCAGCUAUGCGCUGGACCUGGAGGCUGUGAAAGCUGGGGCCAGCAGCCUGCCCCACCUCCACAGGACCCUCGUCACCUCCUGCAAGCGGCUGCACAGUGAGGUGGACAAGGUGCUGGCAGGGCUGGAGAUCCUCUCCAAGGUGUUCGACCAGCAGAGUUCCCCCAUGGUGUCCAAGAUCCUCCAGCAGACGGCGCCACAGAGUGGGGAGCAGGAACUGGAGAGCCUGGUGCUGAAACUGUCUGUGCUGAAGGAUUUCCUCUCCAGCAUCGAGAAGAAGGCACUGAAAGCACUACAGGAGAUGAGUUCCGCCAGCCCGGCUGUGCCGGCGCAGCCCGUAUCCCGCAGAGCCAAAAGCAUCCCGGUGCAAACCUUCGAGGUGAAGCUGGACGUCACCCUGGGGGACCUGACCAAGAUCGGCAAGUCGCAGAAAUACACGCUGAGCGUGGAUGUGGAGGGCGGCAAGCUGGUGGUGCUCAAGAAGCAGAGGGACGCCCAGGAGGACUGGAACACCUUCACCUAUGAUAAAAUUCGGCAGCUGAUCAAAUCGCAGCGCGUGCAGAACAAACUGGGCAUCGUCUUUGAGAAGGAGAAGGACCGGACGCAGCGCAAGGAUUUCGUGUUCGUCAGCGCCCGGAAGAGGGAGGCGUUCUGCCAGCUGCUGCAGCUGAUGAAGAACAAGCACUCACAGCAGGACGAGCCAGACAUGAUCUCCAUCUUCAUCGGCACCUGGAACAUGGGCAGCGUGCCCCCCCCCAAGAGCAUCACGUCGUGGUUCACGUGCAAGGGGCUGGGCAAGGCGCUGGAUGAGGUGACAGCCAAUCCGCACGACAUCUACGUCUUUGGCACCCAGGAGAAUUCGGUGGGAGACAAGGAAUGGGUGGAUUUCCUGCGUGCCGUGCUCAGGGAUUUCACCGACACCGAGUACCGGCCGGUGGCCGUGCAGUCGCUGUGGAACAUCAAGGUGGCCGUGCUGGUGAAGCCGGAGCACGAGAACCGCAUCAGCCACGUCAGCACGUCCAGCGUCAAGACCGGCAUCGCCAACACACUGGGCAACAAGGGUGCUGUGGGUGUCUCCUUCAUGUUCAAUGGCACGUCCUUCGGCUUCGUCAACUGCCACCUCACCUCGGGCAACGAGAAGACGGCCAGGAGGAACCAGAACUACCUGGACAUCCUGCGCCUGCUCUCGCUGGGCGACAAGCAGCUCAGCUCCUUCGACAUCUCGCUGCGCUUCACCCACCUCUUCUGGUUUGGGGACCUCAACUACCGCCUGGAUAUGGACAUCCAGGAGAUCCUGAACUACAUCAGCCGCAAGGAGUUUGAGCCGCUGCUCAAAGUGGAUCAGCUCAACCUGGAGAAGGAGAAGCACAAAGUGUUCCUGCGCUUCGGAGAGGAGGAGAUCACCUUCCCCCCCACGUACCGCUAUGAGCGCGGCUCGCGGGACACCUACGUGUGGCACAAGCAGAAGCCCACGGGGGUUCGCACCAACGUCCCGUCCUGGUGCGACCGCAUCCUCUGGAAGUCGUACCCCGAAACCCACGUCAACUGCAACGCCUAUGGCUGCACCGACGACAUCACGACCAGCGACCAUUCGCCCGUCUUUGGCUCCUUCGAGGUCGGCGUCACGUCGCAGUUCGUCUCCAAGAAAGGUACAGGCUGUUCCAAGUCAUCGGAUCAGGCGUACAUCGAGUUUGAGAGCAUCGAGGCCAUCGUGAAGACGGCGAGCCGCACCAAGUUCUUCAUCGAGUUCUACUCCACCUGCCUGGAGGAAUUCAAGAAGAGCAGCGAGAACGACACGCAGAGCAGCGACAACAUCAACUUCCUCAAGGUGCAGUGGUCGUCGCGGCAGCUGCCCACGCUGAAACCCAUCCUCUCUGAGAUCGAAUACCUGCAGGACCAACACCUGCUGCUCACCGUUAAGUCCUUGGAUGGCUACGAGUCCUAUGGGGAAUGCGUCAUCGCCCUCAAGUCCAUGAUUGGCAGCACGGCACAGCAGUUCCUCACUUACCUCUCGCACCGUGGCGAGGAGACGGGCAACAUCCGCGGCUCCAUGAAGGUGCGCGUGUCUGCGGAGCGCCUGGGCACCCGCGAGAGGCUCUAUGAAUGGAUCAGUGUUGAUAAGGAUGAGGCGGCAGGCGGCAAAGCGAGGGGCCAGCUGAGCACCAGAGCCCCCCAGGAGUGUGCCAAGUCCAUGGUUAGGAAGCCCCCCGGGGCCGAUCCUCCCACCCCCCCCCAUCCAAAGCCCCCGAGGAGCCUGAGAAGGGCAGCACAGCUCCGACCCCCCGCCUGCCCACCCCACACCGUGGGCACCUCCAGGGAUGAGGCCGCCCUGAGCCGCUCCAAAGCAGAACCGAACAGUUUCAAUAACCCUGCAUAUUACGUGCUGGAAGGGGUCCCUCACCAAUUGCUGGGCCCCCGAUCCCCCACCCCCCGGCAAACCCCCCGUCCCCAAAACCAAAGCCGUGCCCCCCGAACGCCGCCGGCAUCCGUCUGCAGGCCCCCCCCCCUCCGUGCUCAUGAGGACACUUCCUCGGAUGAAGACCCCAACCCAAUCGCUUUGCCCCCUCCAGACUUUCCCCCUCCUCCUCUGCCCCGUGAGCUGGAGGGGGCCGAAAGCACCAGGGAGCCGUUGGGGGGGGGUCGGCUGUGGUGGAAUAUGGGGGGGUUGGGGGGGGGGCGCGGGGGGUCAGGAGGGAGGGGGAGGUUGGAGCUGCCCCCCCGCUGCCUGCACCCCGAUUACAGCCGCCCCAUCGCCUUCGCAUCCCACUGCAUCCGAGAGAGCAUCCAGGAGGAUCUGGUUGAGGAGCACCGUGUCCCCCCUUCCCCCAACCCUGCUGCAGGCGCUGUGCCAGGCGGGCCGCGGCAGCGGGCGUCAGCGAGUCCAAUGUGGGGGAAUGGCUGCGGGGGUUUGGGGCUGGAGAGGUACGAGGAGGGGCUGCUGCACAACGGCUGGGACGACCUGGAGUUCCUCAGUGACAUCACGGAGGAGGACCUGGAGGAAGCCGGUGUCCUGGACCCCAAACACAAGCGUGCUCUCCUGGACAGCCUGCAGCUGAGGAAGUGACCCCCCCCCCAAAUUCCAUCCAUCUGCCCCCCCCAGCACACACACACACACA